UCUAUGGGAGAUGGCCUUUCCAUAAUUUGGAACUUUCUGGAUUAUGGGUUUCUGGAUAAGGGGUCCGAUACCUGUCCAGGUAUUAGUCUCUGACUGGAAGGAAUUGCAAUAAAUAGCAGGAACUUUGCUUGUAGAAAAGGGGGAGAAAAAUGAAAUAAACAUUUUCAAUGAAUUUUUUGAAUGUAAGUAUAUCAAGCAAAAUCUUUCCUCUCGUGACUAAAAGCAUAAUAUGCAACAUGAUCAUAUAUAUCAAUGGCAAGUGGGUAUUUUCAACACCUGUCUGUAAAGUAUACAUAGCACUAUGGUGUCUGAUGUGGGCCAAUCCUGUAUUUUGCUGUUAGUGUCUCCUCGCAGCACAUAGUGUAAUGCAUCACAUACCUUUCUGGCACUCAGAUGGUUAAAUGCCGGGAUAUGGGUUGGAUUAAGCAAUAUUUAUGCCAGGGACGUCCCCGGCUGUUUUUGUAGGUUCAGCUGGUCGGGCCGCAGGCCGGUCUCCCCUGACUUCUGCUGUUAAUGUGGGCAUGCUAUGGAAAGGGGGGGGGGGGGAAAUAAUUUUGGACUCCAGAGUUAAGAAUGUGGGUUUGUAUUUAUGUAUAUAAUAUGAUCAAACCGGAGGGAGGGCAUGCUGGGAAAUAAAUGCCAGCACCGUUGCGCCAGGGAGCCACAGGGUUAUACGUUCCACAGUAUAGAGUUAAUGUCGCACUUUAGAAGUAAACUGAAAAAAAUGUGGUUAUUUGGUACCCCCAGUGGGCCCUGCACCCCUGAGUACAAGUAUGGCUGCCCUGCGGUACAGGUAUGGUUGCACUAGCGUAUGGCUGCCCUGCGGUACAGGUAUGGUUGCACUAGUGUAUGGCUGCCCUGCGGUACAGGUAUGGUUGCACUAGUGUAUGGCUGCCCUGCGGUACAGGUAUGGUUGCACUAGUGUGGCUGCCCUGCGGUACAGGUAUGGUUGCACUAGCGUAUGGCUGCCCUGCGGUACAGGUAUGGUUGCGCUAGUGUAUGGCUGCCCUGCGGUACAGGUAUGGUUGCGCUAGUGUAUGGCUGCCCUGCGGUACAGGUAUGGUUGCACUAGUGUAUGGCUGCCCUGCGGUACAGGUAUGGUUGCGCUAGCGUAUGGCUGCCCUGCGGUACAGGUAUGGUUGCGCUAGCGUAUGGCUGCCCUGCGGUACAGGUAUGGUUGCACUAGCGUAUGGCUGCCCUGCGGUACAGGUAUGGUUGCACUAGCGUAUGGCUGCCCUGCAGGUUGAGCUACAGUAGGUGUAUGAUUGCAUUAUAGUGUUUAAAUAGCUGUGCUAAGGUACAGGUGUAGUUGCACUACAGUAUGACCAGAGCCGGACUGAGCCAAUGGGAAACCCAAAAAAAAACCUGGCCAGACAUGAUCCCACCUUCCCUCCCUCCCCCUGUCACGUCUACUUAUGCCCGCUCGGGGGGGGGGGGGCAGUCUGGGCCACUGUGGGGAGCAUGUCUGUGUGGCGGGGGCCCCUGGGGUAUCAGCCCGCACACCCCCCCCCCCCCCGUCCAACACUGAGUAUGACUAUGGCUGCAUUACGGUAUGGCUAUGUCACAUUACUACAGAUAUGGCUGACGUAUGGUACAGGUUUGCUUUAUGGCAUCACUACUGUACAGCUAUGGUACAGUACAAGUAUGGCUGAACUACUUAGCCGCAGUACAGUCGCGGUUUGGCUGCAUUUCUACAUAGCUAUAGGAGUGCCAAGGUGCAGCAGGGAAAUAGAAUAUACAGUAUAUACUAUAUAUGAGGGAAAGCUCAUACCAUAAGUUUCUAUUGCAAAACAGGGGGCAGCAGGGGUAUCUUGGGCAGAAAAGGUCUGUGCACUCCAUUUAUCUACUCCAUUUAUAUUUUUUCAAUGAAAUGUAAAUGUUAUGGGGUUCUCCCAUGUUGUUUGUUGCUUUGUUGAAGAAAGGGCUACAUUUCAAUAAAAUUCCUCCCUGCGCUACCAGACUUCCCUGACUCCUGUGAUAUCUAUGGACCUGCCGGCUCAGCCGGAGCCCGAGAGCAUUUGGUGACAGCUGGCGUGUGUGGGUAGCGCUCCUGGUGCGGAUCAGAGUUGCCUCCUUAGAGCACAUUCAGCCGACCGCCACGCCUCAAAGGGAAUGUAAAAGAAACAGGAACCCCAUGGCAGUUGCAGAAAAUGUGUCCAGCUGUUCGCUAAGCGCUAUGUGGGAUUGGUCGCAUCUGUCAUUGUCUGGGACCCCCCCUGCCGUGCCGCUGUUGGACGCAGCUGCCGACCUGCUGGUGCUGGAGAGAAACUUUGCAGCUUCCCUUGGAAUCUGUGAGAGAGGCCUACAGAUCCUGUCUGCUGAACCAACAGAUGCAAAGUGUGAGCAGGUGAAGACGUCUCUCUGUGUCGUUGCGAUUCAGUGUCUGGUUGAGUUGGGAAGAUGGAGGGAAGUGCUUCCUUGGCUAAUUCAGUAUUACCAAACCCCACAGGAGAUGCCUUACAAUAUUAUGGAGAUGUGCAUUUUGUUGUAUGGGAAGGUAAAGCAGCCACAAGUUAUGCUGGAAGUAAGUAGUGAUUGGUUGCAAGUCCAAGCCAAUCGGCUACUGCCAAACUGCUGCAGGGUUGCAGAGCUCCAUCUGCUGCACAUACUACUACCCCUGGGGCUGUUUUCUGAUGCUGAAGUGCUGGCUCAGGAUUCGGAUGUAUUCACGGAAAAGCAGAGGCACAUAGCCUUGGCGCUUGUGAGCGAACACAGGAGACAGUGGGAAGAGUAUGAAGCUGCUGCCGCUACAGAGAGGGACGAGCACAGCCAAUCAGAGUCAAUGGGACGAACUGGUAAGGUACAGACAAGAAUCCAAAAUGUGGCCCAUCUGCUGUUAAGGGCUCUGGGUAUGAUUGCAGGAAUAAUACGUAGGACCCCUUUCCGGAAUGCAGCCCUCGCUGUUUUACUCAUCACUAUUAUUCUACUGCGAUUGGACCCGGCAUCCCCUGCAGCCUAUGGCCCUAUAUCCAGCCUGCUCCUUUUGAUUCGCCAAACCAUCGCCAGUAUUUUCCAGAGACACCCAAGCAGGCAGCUGUGAGCCCUCAGUGAGAAACGCCUUGGGGCCCUCUGUACACUGGCACCAAUGCCAAUCCCUGGUGAAAACUGCCUCUGGAGGGGGGGUUGGGGGCCCUGCUGCUGUGUAAUUAGUUUAUUAAAUUUUCUUAAUUUAUUGGUCUCAUACUGAUCACUUUUAUUUUUGCAAUAAAAUAAUAAUUAAAAAUUCA
Molecule: messenger RNA, 3227 nt
Organism: Xenopus tropicalis (tropical clawed frog)
Lineage: Eukaryota; Metazoa; Chordata; Amphibia; Anura; Pipidae
Gene: pex26
Product: peroxisomal biogenesis factor 26
Exons: 6
Coding region: 2135-3040 (301 amino acids)
Biological process (GO): protein import into peroxisome membrane
Cellular component (GO): peroxisomal membrane
Molecular function (GO): protein-containing complex binding
Source: RefSeq, a predicted model, not a curated record